AUGAAUGAGAAACCCAUUGAUGCGACGACUACUGUGGACGACGAUGAUACUACUAGUACCGAUAAGAACACGAAGAAUGACCACCAAUCAUUAUUAUUCAAAUGUCCACUCUGUGAUGAAGCUCCUGUCAUUAAUGAGACAUGCCCCGGUUCCUGUGGCAGUUUGGAAGGAAUGAUGGUCUAUGAUCCACAACAACAGCAACAACAACGCAAGAAGAGUAGUCGCACCUUUGGAUUCGAUUGGGCCAAUGGCUAUGUGGCCCCCUUUUUGGGCAUUCAUCGGUCCGCCGUGAAAGAAGCAUUGGAGGCUGCUGACAUUGCAGGCAACGAUACCAUGGUCGAUUUGGGAUGUGGGGAUGGUCGAAUUUGUCACCUGGCAUGGGCCAUGGGUGCUGCCCGAGCCGUGGGAUACGAUUUGGACGAGUCCUUGAUUGCCAUUGCCAAAAGUGAAAGGGAAGGAAUACUGGAUACUGAAACUAAUGUUAGUCACUUGGACAUGAGGAAUACUUCCAAAGAAGAAAGAGAAGUGUCCAGAACGGCAUCCUUUCAUAUUGCAAAUCUAUUUGAGGUGGACUUGGAACCAUUUUCCAUCAUUACCAUGUUUCUAUUGCCGGAAACGACCGACAAGCUUGUUCCCACACUUUCUCAAGCACUUCGAUCAAAGAAAUUGAAUGUAAGAAUCAUUGCCUUUGGAUGGCCCAUUCCAGGAUUGGGCAAUGCAGCGGCCAAGUACACCAACAAGACUGGGAGUCUUCUGGACAAGUGGUAUCUAUAUACCAAUACUACUCUACCAGGUACCAAUCCUCCUAAAUUUGUUCAGCGAGUUAAUAUCAAGGAGGAAGAGGCUGUCAUGUAA
Molecule: messenger RNA, 855 nt
Organism: Cylindrotheca closterium
Lineage: Eukaryota; Bacillariophyta; Bacillariophyceae; Bacillariales; Bacillariaceae
Source: the annotation of a GenBank genome assembly